GGGUUUUCGAGUGUUUUCACGCCGUUCAUCUUCGUCUCCUAGCUUUUAACACUCGAGAAAUCAUGGGUUUCGCUGCGAUCUGGAACUCUCAUCCCAAGAAGUAUGGGCCUGGUUCCCGCACCUGCCGUGUGUGCGGAAACUCGCACGGGCUAAUCAGGAAGUAUGGACUUAACUGCUGCAGACAGUGCUUCCGCAGCAACGCCAAGGAGAUUGGAUUCAUCAAGUACCGUUAAAGAUUCGGAGUUGCUUAUGCAGUUGAAGUCGUUUGUUUUUUCCUAAAAGAUUUUGAGAUUUUAUGUUGUCAAUGGAUCAUAUGAAUGUUUUAUGAUUUUAUCGUUUAACAUCUGAACGUCCUUGUUUAUCAAACAUAUCGGUUCUACUACAAUUUGGUUAUGAUUUAAAUUUGCAGUUUAA
Eruca vesicaria subsp. sativa (arugula) is the source of this 414-nucleotide messenger RNA. The record is from the annotation of a GenBank genome assembly. NCBI's taxonomy places the organism in Eukaryota, Viridiplantae, Streptophyta, Magnoliopsida, Brassicales, Brassicaceae.